GUUGUUGUUAUAUUAUAAUCAACUGAUUCAAACUCCUAUUUUUUUUAAACUCGAGUUUAACAUACUAUGAUUCAAAGUUUAACAAAAGUAUAAAUAUCAUAAAAUAUAAAGUAAUGAUUUUUUAAAUAAAACCUCGGUAUUUUGCGUGAGGGUUCAAAUUGUGACGUCAUGACGUAAAAAUGACGUCACUAAAACGACAACGCUGCGAGAUCAUGGAGGAUAGAAAGAAGAAGCGAUUCAGUGAGAAAGAAAUUGAACUGCUUGUUCAGGGUGUUAAGGAAAGAUCGGACAUCAUAAAUUCAAAAUUCAGUGAUGUAAUCAAUAACUCGAAGAAGAAGCAAGCGUGGUUCGAAGUGAUGGGGGCCGUCAACGCGGUAUCUUUCUCGACAAGAACGGUUGACGAAUUAAAAAAGAAAUGGGACGAUGUGAAGAGGGGGACAAAGAAGAGGGCAUCUGCCGUACACAAAGAGCGGUGUAAGACGGGGAGCGGGAAGUUAGAUAUUAUGCCGCUUAGUGCAAUGGUAGAGGACAUUGUGUCAGUAAUGGGAGAGGAGCGAAUCUUCGGAUUCAGCUCCUAUGUCGACACAAUGAUUCCCCUUGUAAGUUAA
Messenger RNA from Magallana angulata, 608 nucleotides. RefSeq names its product nuclear apoptosis-inducing factor 1-like. Gene Ontology annotation, cellular component: nucleus. The record is from RefSeq and is a predicted model, not a curated record. Bases 180 to 608 code for a protein of 142 amino acids. NCBI's taxonomy places the organism in Eukaryota, Metazoa, Mollusca, Bivalvia, Ostreida, Ostreidae. The transcript has a single exon.